GUCUACUGAACAGUUGUUUUUUUUUCAUUCCCAACGCAAUUUCAGCGUUAAUUUGUGUAGCCAUAUCAAACAAUUAACAAAUCAAACUAACAAGAAAACAAACACUAAAUAACAAUAAAAACAAAUAAAUAUAAAAAAAAAUCAAAGUAUUCAAAUCAAAUAGACACUAACAGUUAAUGAGCGAAAACAACAAAAUAAACUUCCUGUGAAAUACAAAAAAAUACUAGAGCUCUCUCGUAUUACAACUUCUUUUUCUUCUCAAGUGCCUGCUAAUUACCACAAAACAAAAUAAUGUUUUUAGCAAUAUUUCUAUUGGCAUUAAUUGCUUUAUUACUAAGUGCCUUUUGGUUUUCGAAAACAUCCAAAGAAGUUCCCAAGUCUUGGAACGAAUGGAAAAUGGAAUUUCGUUAUCAAUAUUUGGGCAUCAUAGGUUUAAUUGAGGAUUUCACCCAUCGACCUAACGAUAGAGUUGAUCUAUACAAACAACCUGGACGUAUUGCGGUUAUAACUGGUGGCAAUCGUGGCAUUGGUUUGAGAAUAGUGGAAAAAUUAUUAGCCUGUGAUAUGACUGUAGUAAUGGGUGUUCGUGAUCCCAAAAGUGCUGAGGCAGCUGUUAAAUCUUUAGUCGAUUUAGAAACCAGUGGUGGAAAGUUAAUCUGUGAAGAAUUGGAUGUGGGCAAUAUGAAGUCGGUUAGAGAAUUUGCCCAAAAGGUGAAAAGCAAAUUUGACAAAGUGGAUAUUUUAUUAAAUAAUGCUGGCAUUAUGUUUGCUCCCUAUAAAUUAUCCACCGAAGGCUUUGAGUCUCAUUUCGCCAUCAACUAUUUGGGCCAUUUCCUAUUGCAGCAUUUAUUAAUGCCCUUGUUAAAGGCUGCCGCUAAAGAAGAUAAACGUUCCCGCAUCGUUAAUGUUUCCUCUUGUGCUCAUUUAUUGGGACGCAUUAAUUACAGUGAUAUUAAUGGAGAAAAAUACUAUUACCCCGGUGCUGCCUACAGUCAAUCUAAAUUGGCUCAAAUAUUAUCCACCCGUCAUCUGCAAACACUUUUGGACAGUGAACAAGCCAAUGUCCAGGUUAUCGCCAUUCAUCCCGGCAUUGUGGACACUGAUCUGUUUGAACAUUCCGCCACCACUUCGGUGCCCUUCUUCAAAAAACUCUUCUUUAAAACUCCCGAACAAGGUUCUCGCACCCCUGUUUAUGCUGCCAUUUCACCACGCAUUGAGGGCCAAGGUGGCACUUAUUUGAGUAAUUGCCGUAAAGGUCCCAUACAUCCCGUCGCCUUGAAUCGUGAGAAAUGUGAGAAAUUCUUUGAUUACUCCUGCGAGUUAUUGAACAUUAAGAAAUUCGGCGGCGACCAAUGAUUUAGAGCUAUGACGAUGACGUAGACGUUUAUUUAUAGGAUUUGUAUUGACGAGUGUUGUGGGAUUUCUAUCGUAAUAUUUUACUAACAUUGCUUUCUCUAUCCUGUUUCUUUUCUUCUAAUAUACUUUCUAUUCUCAUUCUCCCUUUUUUUACUUAACGUAUUUAAUAAUAUUUAUAUUAAACUCAAUAUUGUAUUGUAUUAUAUUGAAAACGUCCAUAUGUAGUUCUAAAAUAGAAGUGUAAUUAUAAAUAUGAAAUGUGUAUUUAUUGAAAUGAAAAAAAUAAAAAUAAAACAAUUUUACAAACAAACAAUAAA
Molecule: messenger RNA, 1673 nt
Organism: Calliphora vicina (urban bluebottle blowfly)
Lineage: Eukaryota; Metazoa; Arthropoda; Insecta; Diptera; Calliphoridae
Product: retinol dehydrogenase 12
Exons: 6
Coding region: 292-1356 (354 amino acids)
Source: RefSeq, a predicted model, not a curated record